Molecule: messenger RNA, 953 nt
Organism: Bradysia coprophila
Lineage: Eukaryota; Metazoa; Arthropoda; Insecta; Diptera; Sciaridae
Gene: Nubp2
Product: NUBP iron-sulfur cluster assembly factor 2
Biological process (GO): iron-sulfur cluster assembly
Cellular component (GO): cytosol
Molecular function (GO): ATP-dependent FeS chaperone activity; ATP binding; 4 iron, 4 sulfur cluster binding
Source: RefSeq, a predicted model, not a curated record
AGAUGUUUUGCUGUCAUCGAAGGAACAACAAAAUCAUAUUUAAGCGCUGUGCGAUAUUUACACAACACAUAGUUCAUAUUGCAAAUUGAAAAUGGUUGAUAACGUUAAGCAUGUCAUUCUGGUUCUAUCCGGCAAAGGUGGUGUUGGUAAAUCAACGGUCAGCACACAGUUAGCCUUGUCUCUCAAAGAUGCGGGCUACAAGGUCGGUUUGCUCGACAUUGAUCUAUGCGGUCCGAGUGUUCCAUACAUGAUGGGCUUAGAAGAUAAAAAUGUUUAUCAAUCGGAAGCGGGUUGGGUGCCAAUUUACACGGAUGACGAGAAACGCUUUGCUGUUAUGUCAAUUGGAUUCUUAUUGAAAAAUCGCGACGAUGCUGUCAUUUGGCGAGGGCCGAAGAAAACCGCAAUGAUUCGACAAUUUUUGAAAGAUGUACAAUGGGAGGAUCUAGACUAUUUGAUCAUUGACACGCCACCAGGUACCAGUGACGAGCACAUUACAGUCAUGGAGUGCAUGAAGGAAUUGAACUGUGAUGGAGCGGUUAUUGUUACAACGCCGCAACAAGUUUCAUUGGAAGAUGUUCGAAAAGAGUUAACAUUUUGCAAUAAGACUGACAUUAAAAUCUUGGGCAUCAUCGAAAAUAUGAGUGGAUUUGUGUGUCCGGAAUGCAUGGACUGUUCGAACAUCUUUUCGUCAGGCGGUGGUGAUUCAUUGGCAACACUGGCAAAGGUACCGCUUCUGGGCACCUUGCCCAUUGAGCCUAGAAUACAGAUGCUUGCUCAAAGUGGCGUAUCCAUAAUUAAAGAGCAUCCAGAAACCACUUCGGCUGCGGUGUUUAAGCAAAUCGUGAGAAUGUUGUGCGGAAUGGACAAAUUUGUCGAUUAAGUUUAAGAGAUAAUAAAUUUUCGUUUUUCAUUCUUGGUAACAUAAUUUUGAAUACACCACCUUUUAUACAAUA